GCUAGGCUAGUGCUACAAGUGGAUUGGCUGACGACAUGACUACGCUACAGGCCGACACCAUCUUCCUAUUUUCCUAAAACCAAGAACCCGUUAAAGGCAGUAGAUCAAGGAAGUUCGUAUGAAUAUCUAGGCGGUUCAGUUGUAACAGGAAAGAUGACAGUGAAAUUGCCGUCAGCUAUCCUCCAUCUAAGCCCAACGAAGACUGAAAGACGCGGGGUCUUCAGAGUAAUGACGACAGAUGUUUCUAUGGUUAUUCAGAGAGCGUAAACUCAGUAUGAAGAUGAUGGAAAGAGAACAAUAUACCCAACAAUGUGGUCUCGUGGCUUGUGUAAUGCACAUUUUCAAGGGUUGGUGGCUCCCGGAUAGUGCACACAAGGUGAGGCUCACUGUGGUGAAUAACAUGCUCAGAAGCAAAUGCCGUUGUUUCAUCGCUCACCUUCCUCAUCAAGCAGGGCAAGCGCAUGGACGAAAGCCCGAUGUGAAGGUGAAUUCUAACUCACCAGUCUGACCAACAGCUCCGCUUCCCUUCUUCUCUCGGCUUUCUCUGUUGCCACGCAACCUUGAGACUCAUGGUUCUUUGCGAGCAUGCAGCUGACACCGAAAAAUUCGAGUCCAAGACCAACGUAAG
Molecule: messenger RNA, 628 nt
Organism: Alternaria alternata
Lineage: Eukaryota; Fungi; Ascomycota; Dothideomycetes; Pleosporales; Pleosporaceae
Exons: 2
Coding region: 275-508 (77 amino acids)
Source: RefSeq, a predicted model, not a curated record